Messenger RNA from Schistocerca gregaria, 8288 nucleotides. RefSeq names its product peptidyl-alpha-hydroxyglycine alpha-amidating lyase 2-like. Gene Ontology annotation, cellular component: membrane; extracellular region. Gene Ontology annotation, molecular function: catalytic activity; protein binding. The record is from RefSeq and is a predicted model, not a curated record. Bases 60 to 1175 code for a protein of 371 amino acids. Lineage: Eukaryota; Metazoa; Arthropoda; Insecta; Orthoptera; Acrididae. The transcript is spliced from 8 exons. Gene Ontology annotation, biological process: peptide metabolic process.
CGCCUUCGCCGCAGCAGGGUGUGGAGCAGUCGAGAGCAGCGUCUAUAUCGAGCGACAAGAUGGCGCGCCCUGGGCUGUGGCUGGCGGUGGCGCUGUGCAUCUCUGCGCCGUGGCUGGGCGCCUGCGAGGACCGCAACCCGCGGGACCAGUUCUACGACGAGCUGGACCGCCUGCUGGGCUUGCGGCCGGCCAAGAGGGAGGCUCGGCGGCCCGUGGUGUCUGCGGGCUGGCCGCGCACGCUGGAGGGCCUGGGCGAGGUGAGCGGCGUGUCCGUGGACCCCCACGGCGACCCCGUCAUCCUGCACCGAGGACCGCGGCACUGGGACGCCGGGACGUUCAAUUCGACGACGCACUACCAGCGGCGGGCGGAGGGCCCCAUCGCGGUGGACACCGUCCUGACGCUGGACGCGCACAGCGGCCGGCUCAAGCGCUCCUGGGGCCGCGGGCUCUUCUACCUGCCGCACGGCCUCACCGUCGACCCCAGGGGCCACGUCUGGGUCACCGACGUCGCCCUCCACCAGGCGCUCAAGUUCGCACCGGGCUCCCCGGAACCGCUCAUAGAGGUUGGUACUCGGUUCGAGCCCGGAGUGGGGCACUACCACCUGUGCCAGCCCACAGCCGUGGCGGUGGCACCGGAGCCCUCGGCUGAGGUCUUUAUCGCGGAUGGCUACUGCAAUUCACGCAUCGUGGUGGUCAGCUCGCAGGGCCGAUAUCUUAACCAGCUGCCUCGCUUCGAUGUUUUCGCUUCUACUGGAAAUGAGUUCUUGUCGCUUCAGGUGCCGCACGGCUUGGCGCUGCUGCCCCACCGAGACCUGCUGUGCAUCGCGGACCGCGACAACAUGCGCGUCGUCUGCCCCAGGGCCGGGCUGGUGGGCCGCACGCCGCCCACGCCGCCCUCCACCAUACAGGCGCCGGACAUGGGCCGCGUCUUUGCAGUCGCCGAGACAGGUGGUCUGCUGUACGCAGUGAAUGGGCCGACCUCACCCCGGAUACCAGUCCGGGGCUUCACCUUGGAUACGGACAACGAGUCCGUCGUCGACCGCUGGGGAGCAGAAGAGGGCCUGGAGACACCGCAUGCCCUCGCGGCGUGCCCCAACGGCAGCGCCCUCUACCUCAGCGAGCUGUCGCCGCCACGGGUCUGGAAGUUCGACCUGCGGCCGCUGCCGCACUUCUAGCUGGCAUCUGCCCCCGUGCCCGCUCCCGUCUCUGCCUCCCACCGCCCCACACCUCGACCCCUCAGCGGCCAGCUUAAAGCUCCACCACUCUCGCAACUUCUCCUCACUCGAUAGGCCGGCUACAACCGGACGUGACCAACUGCAACGCACAAAAUACCUGUAACGUUUCGGGAAAACAUCGUCAAGAGUAACUCUUUUCUUAAGAUUUCUUUCCUAUUAAUACACAAAAGUUUCGUAAAAUGGUGCUCAUCCUCAGGGGAAAAAAAUCGGGUUUCUUAUAUGGCGUAUUGCUGACGAAAUUAUCUCUCGUUAUCAGUCGAAUAACACCGACAACUCGAAGCAAAAGUUCGCCACCUCUUCUACUAUUCAUCUUCGGGAAUGCUGUAAAUUUCGUCUGCACGUGACGGGUAGAUAACUUCUCGAAUUGUUGCUUCAAGCUGACGGUGUUAUUUACUGGUAAACCAAAACUUCUUCCCAGUGAUCUGCUAAGAAUGCGUGCAUUCUACUACGAUGUAGUCGUUAGCGAUUUGAUGUUAGAAUCAUGUAUCUUCUUUUGAUUACACAAAUUUGGAAAAAAAACACACGUUGGGUGUAACAGCAGCAAAUAAUUGCCAUUUGAACGCGCAGUGCUUUCCUUUGAGAAGGAAACCACCCCAAAGUGAGCGAAAGCUUCUGUCGAAGUAAUAUCAAACUUGAGUAAUCCUCCGAAAUACGGACGGAAAAUUACCUCGUUUUAGAGAACAAACUGAAAGUUUGUGUCAGUACCACUGGCUGUGACUUUGGACUGGGUGUCGCAGUCGUAAGAUAAAACACACGGUUUUAUAAUUUAUCGAUUAGUCACCUCACCGUAUACGGAAUCAUGUGUUACAGGGAGAACUAAGUACUCCUUUUAAGAGGUAUGUUUUUGUCGCAACAUAUAUCUCCCAGAGCGUACACAACAACAACUUGAAUGCAAAACUGGUGAAUAUCAACCAGGUUCCACACCACAUGGAUCUUGCCCAGGGUAAAUUUUAGUUAUGAAACUAAUUAUGAGGUUACUAAAAAAUUUACAGUAAGAAAGUAGUCUGUAUCUUCGUAGAUUACAAAGAUGACGCAAUGAACUGUACGUCUCUCCUCCAGAUUCUGAAGUAACAGGGUCUGGAACCCAAAACCACGGCAGUUAUUAGUGAAACACUAAACAUAAAAAAAUCGAAGGUGAAAUACAGAGCACAAUUUUCGGAACAUUAUGCAGUUAAAACUGGAGUGAGACAGGGUCAUGGGCUCUCCCCAUUACUUUUUAACUAUGUCUUAGAAACAGUUGUUCAAAAGCGGAGAUAACUGAAAGCAGAGCUUUAAAUUGACGAACCAACCAAAUCAUGAAGAACCAGUAGUAGGAAAUAACUCAAAAACCAAUACAAAUUCUUAAACAAUCAGCAGAUAGAGUAGGGGUCCAAACGCCAUUUUAAAAAACAAAAGAUAUAUCUAGCGACUACCUGCAAUCCAAAAUUCUAAGUAUCAAAUAUAAGAAAAAGGAGAGAGUUUCUCUGCUCAAAUACUAAGACAAAACUACCCAGGAAAUCCGUCUGAGAAAGAAUGGUAAUGAAAUUCGUUGUCACAAAAUGGAAACACCAUUCAGACUUACAAAAGUAAAAAAAAGAGCUUUUCAGAAUACAUCAAGCUGAGGCACUACAACACAAUCAAACCAGAUUGUCUAUAUGGUGAUGAAACACAGGUUUUCAACACAAAGAGGGACACAAAAAAAGAGAGGACGAAAAGUAAUCAGGAAAAUAUUAGGAUCCAAUGACACCGAAGAAAGAAGACAUUUUACACAAGUUUUAGGUAGUAUUGACAAUUCAAAAUUGUACUAAAUUGGGCAUUUGUGAUUAGGAAGUUAGUUGAGUUAACAAUGGACACAAGACAAAAGUAAAAGAGGACAAGAAAAUGACCUAGAACUUUAACUUUACGAAUGGAUUGAAAUAGGAUGAUGGUGUAUCUGCAGUCCUUUUCAACUUAGCGCCACGUAGUCUGAUACAAAAAGUAUACAAGAGAGAGCAGUAGUGAUGAAAUUGUUUUAGAGAUGUGCAGUUGUGACAAAAGAUAUAAACACCCUUAAAGAAAUGUACGUAAUGAUGGAAGCAGAAGGAGCAAAAAUUCAUUUUACGGUAAACGAAAACAAGACCAAAUAGACGGUAAUGUCCAAUUCUAAGGCAAGAAGAACACCACAUGAUCUGAAGGCCUCUGAUGAUUGUUUUAAAACUGCCAACUGCAUCCAUUAUUUAAGUGUCCUCUUAACCAGCGAUAAUAAUAUGAGAAUGUAUUAGAGAAAGGAUACAAAGAGACAGCCUGUUAUGCAAACUUACAGAUAUUCGAGAAUUCCAUUACUUCAAAAUCAACCAAGUUAAGAAUAUACUAUUCCUUUGUGCGACCAGUUGUUAUAUAUGGGUCAGAAAUGUAGACGAUGAUAGAAGCAGAUAUGAAUAACCUACGGGCAUGUGAAAGGAAAAUUCUGCGAGAAAUUUUUGGGCCCAUGAGAGAGGCAGAGGGUGGGAGAAUACCCCUACAAUCACGAAAUACAAGAGCUUAUACAACAUAAAGAUAUAGUGAAAAUUGAUAAAACUCAAAGAAUACCCUGUUUAUGACAUAUGGAGAGGAUGACAGAUGAGAGAAUGCCGAAAUGAAUAAUGAAAGGCAGAUUGUAUUCCAACAGAAGGAAGGGCCGACCAAGAGCUAGAUGGCUGGACAGUGUGUUGGCUGACGUCAGAAAGGUGGAAAUUCGAGGAUGGAAGAGAAAAUCAGAAAACAGAGCUGUAUCGAGGAAGACUGUUGAGGAAGCCGAGACCCGUCACGGGGCUGUAGGGCCAAAGAAGAAGAAGAAGAAGAAUUAGAAGAAGAAGAAGAGGAAGAAGAAGGAGAAUUCUAAGAAGAAGAAGAAGAAGAGGAAGAAGAAGAAGAAGAAGAAUUAGAAGAAGAAGAAGAACAAGAGGAAGAAGAAGAAACACGCAAACUAAGAGUAAAUAAAGACAUUAAAAAAUAAACCAACGUUUAUUCGAGUACGAAAAAAAAUCCCAUGUUCUUGGGGCAUAUUAAAGGACUGGGGAGAAGUCUGUGAAACCUGCAGUAAAUCUAAAAUUGAAAUAAUAAAAUGGUUUGACGUAUUAAAAGAAGAUCUGAAGGAAGCAGAAAUAACGUAACUUGAUAUACUACACAGAAAACAUUUUAGACAGAAAAUUCACAACUGGGCAGUUGGUCUACAGAAAAACCGAAGAAGAGUGUAAAAGUUUGGUCCGACGAGCGGAAAAGAGCCAAUUCUGAGAGAAUAAAAGCAAUGUCGGCUGAAGGAGUAGCUAAAAAAAACCUGAAAAUGCCUCUUGUUGUGCAUCGAGUAAUCUAUCGAACGUGGAUAAUACAUAGUCCUAAAAUCGUAACGCUGGGUGGGAAAAGAAAAUUACAAAGAUAAUGCCACGAAAAGCGCAGGGCCCAAAACCAACUAGAGGUACUGCAGCGAUUAUAGCCAGCGAUAUAAUUUUCGUGCAAGCCACAUGGCUUCUGGCAAGCCUGACUCAAGAGCCGCUGUGGAUUGUGUUGUUGGUGAGCGGAGAUCCAUCGCAACCAGUCCGGCACAUCUCAUGGCGGCAGAGGCCCACAUUUGGAUCCGGUUUGACAACAACACAUACGAUAGUUAAUGUUAGUAUACUAAACACGAUUGUCGUGUCCAUGAAAAUAAAUAUGUCGCUACAGACACUAUCCUCUUCUUCGACUUUCUAAAAUUACGAAAGAAAAUCACAGAUACGACCAGGAAAUAGCAAUUACAAUUACAAAAUCUGUACUUAAUCGACAAAGAUACGAAACAACUGCGUAACAGAAAUUCAUGAAGGCCUAAAAUAAACUGCCUUACUAACAGAAAUAAUUCAGGAUCGAACAAAAAUCAGGGCAACAGUUAAGAAUCACAAUUUUUCUAAGACAUAUCUUGUAUGUGUGUGUGUGUGUGUGUGUGUGUGUGUGUGUGUGUGUGUGUGUGUGUGUGUGUGUGUUGCAUGUGCGUGCGCAUGCGCGCCAGCGGAUAUUGUAUGCUGUUCUUAGAAUCAACGCGAAAAUAUGCCACAUUUCCUGCAACCAAAGAAGAAGAUUUGAACAUUAGAUCGUACAACAGAAAGAGUCAGAAUGUUUCUUCAGUACUCACUUGAAUAGAAUCACAGCUUUCUGAACAAGUUUGUGAUCUAAUCAAAGACUAUUUUUAUGAAAUACUUUCCGUAGCUGGUUUAUUUUUUAUUUUAAUACGGCUCACGAUUAAAUCAGACACGGAAUUCGACGGAAUUAAUGAGACGCACAAAAUAUUAUCGUAAGUCGUUCUCCGCAUGUCUGAGUUUACCGUAUCCAGAAUUUACGCCUGUACAUGCAGCAUGUCGAAUUGGGACCUAUCGAAGUCUGUCUCCAACAGAGUUGUCAGAUUUACAGCUCAGUGGCUCUUUUGACCAUGCGAAUUUGUUAGUGAUGGCUGAUGCGCUCUUAGUUUUAUUUACAAGUAUACUGAUGUCUAUUUAAGUACUUAAUAAUUGGAUCUGAACCCAAGUUAAAUUAAGAUCGGCCACUAUGAAACAGGACUCCCCACUGCGAUAGAUUCUGUGUAAUACCACACGUGUCAAUUGUCUUUCCUAGAUACAAUGACAACGCAGUUUUUCUUACGCGUGUAAGAUCAGCAUCACGUUAUUGUUGAGAUUCGUAAUUAGUUGCACUGCCAUGUCUUAUCUUUGGGCUAACUUUUCUUUUUGCACUUAGUUCGUUCUGUAGAGGUUUUAUGGAAGAGGAGAGAGGUCCCAACGGUUGUUUUUCCAACUGCAGUUAGAUGAAGUGCUAUUUGUACAUUUUCUUACUUGGAAAACUGUUUUCCAUCCUUUGGGCCAUUAUUUCUUCAAUUAGUCCGAAACCGCUCUCCAGUUCUUAUUGUAAUGUGCUAGUCAUUUUAUCUCUGCCAACGAUUUAAAUUCAUCAUCAUCUUUAAUCUCUUCUGUUAAUCCGUUCUUUUUCGUCUCACUGCAGUUAUUUGUCUUUGCUGGUUUCUGUAUUUCCAAAUUAACAGAGGCAGAUAUCUGAUCACAUGUCCGCUAUACCCCCAUUGCGAAGGAUUUCGCGUACAUUCAUCUAAUCGACGGCUCAGCCUACUAUAUAAAUAUGACAGAACUUUCCUAACUACCCGGAAAUAGCAAACAUCUCAUUUUACGCAGAUAAGAGAAUUAGUGUGGUUGCGUUUUCUAGCUACUAUAUUUACAAAAGAAGAAAAGUAAUCGAAAAAGGCACGAAAUUAUAAACAUUUUGGUGAUAUUUACAUUCAGAAACGUCGAAAAUUCGAAAAUCUGUAUAUGAUAACUAGGUCGUAGAAACAAUAUAGGCUCCAGAACAAAUAGCGAGAGUGGUAAUGGUGCUUUAAACUUAUAUACAGUCUGGCACAAACUGUAAAUUGUAUCUCCAUAUUCAUGUAUGCAAAUGAUUUUUCACAUAGGAACGACAUCAAAAAUUGCAACGAAAACGAAUGACAGAGUAAUAAAAAAUAACUGUUUCGAUUAAAUCAUAGGAUGUUCAUGUCAAAUCAAAUAUUAAUAUAUAGGCUUCCUCUCACAGGUUGUUUUCCCACCUACUUAGAAGUUACUCAGUUUAAAUGAGGUGUUUUUGUGGAAAGUUUAAAAUGUUUCUCCACUUCUUUGUACAACCAAAUUGUUUCUGGAAAUUACAACGGUACAGAUACAGGAGCACAACUUCGAUCGCCAUUGUUGGUUUUAUGUUUUCGAAGCAAUCACUGCCAUUCGAGCUGAUCAUAAGUAAUGUUCACGCUGGGUUAGCCUAUGGUGUCUGUAGGAUGCCGAGUACCUUCCAACAGUUAGAUAGAAACGCAAAUGAGAAGGAGAACUGCUACUAGCAUUGUCGGGUCCAACACAAGAUCUAAUUCAUUGCUGUGACAGAACGCAAUUACUACUUUCGACAUGAACAACAACGUUCGCUCAUAAUCAACUUCACUGCGCAACAGCUAACAACACAAGAAUUCUCUGUAUCUUCUCUCGUUUCACAAGAAGUGUUUGUUAAGCAGUUUAUUAGUCGAGAUGGUACACUUUAAGCUGGCCACAUUCCUAAUACGUGACGUCUUCCUACUCUUCGUAGACUGCAUGUGUUUGUCACUACCUGUUUCCCAACAGUCCAGGAUAUGCCACAUGUUCAUGAUCACACAAUUUUAUCAGAGUAGCAAUGAUCCAAGAAUUCUCUCUAGAGAAAGAGAGCUGUUGUUACUAAUUACAACACAUCCUACCUAUUUUGUGUCUCCUACGUAGUAGUCGAUGAAACAGAAGCAACUGCACAAAACCUGAGCACAGGAGGAAAAUACUGAAUAUACUGUCCUAUUAUAGCUCAGAAAAUAGUGUGUUGCACGAUAAAAUCACCUUAAUUCUUGACAACGUAGAAUUUUAUUUUUACAUAGGACGCUAGGAGGGAAAUGCAUAUGCAUAAGUCAAAGGUAAGGAAGAAAAGUCUUUCAGAUUCGAGGCCUCUCGGUGAACUUUUAUGUUGCAUCGUCAGGUCGCGACUUAAUAAAACAAAUGGGGAAUAUACGAGAGGUACAACUGUAUAUUUUCAGAACAGUGAACAGUCAGAUGUAACGACAAAAUGUUAUUACUACUUAAAAUAAAAUUUUCACACUGUCUCAUGAAGACUAGCUUUUGCUGAUAUGCAAUUGAACUUUCCUUUGUGUUAUAUCUGUCCACUGGUUUUGUAUGUAUCUUUACAGACGCCUAAAAUGUUGAUACUGAUGGUUCUAACUAUUAAUAAACUCGGUUUAUAUUCUUCUAUUGUAAUGACAAUUGACUUUUAAAAAGAACUAUUUUUAAGAACUAUUGACUUCUUAUCACUCGUUCCUGUCAGUUUUGAUGGUUUUGAUUUCGUGUUACAUUCUGAAAAUACGUGAAGGACGUAAUUCCUAAUGGCAGAGAGAAACCAGAAGGUAUUAAGGCGUUUGUUACAAAAAAACAUUUAGUUUUUGAGAAAUGAAUUUAUGUCUGAUUUUGUGAUCAAAUUGGCUAUAAUUUAUUGUAUAUUUAUGUACCGAUUUCUAGAAAAUAAAUUUAUCGAUUAAAGAACACUAUUGAAUAUAAA